Messenger RNA from Carica papaya (papaya), 2356 nucleotides. NCBI's taxonomy places the organism in Eukaryota, Viridiplantae, Streptophyta, Magnoliopsida, Brassicales, Caricaceae. The record is from RefSeq and is a predicted model, not a curated record.
UGACAUUUCAGAGUGUUGCCACUUGUCACUUUUACUGGAAACGGGGCAGUUGGAACGAUUGGGAGCCAUAAUGCUUGCCACAUUUUCACAAAUGAAGUUGUGCGUGGAGCCGCUAUCGAUGAGAGCAACUACUUCCUGAUGUCCGAUGGUGGCGGUGACUCGCAUGGUGCGAGCCGGUGCCCAGCUCGUGAGAGCGUGCAAGGAGAUUUCGGGUUCAGGACCCUCUGCUUCUUCAUCUUCCUCACUGCCCCCUUCAAGUGGCAGGAGUUGCGGUUUGCGACAACGGUUGAAGCACAACCCUUGUGAUCUCCGUUGUUGCAUCUCUUCCCAGGUGAGCCUCUUCAGCGCUGUGGCCGUGGCAGGUAGGGUUCGUGGAAGAGGCUCGGGUAAGGAUGACAGAUGCUGGGCGGGUUGGGCUCUCCCGGGUCGGGUAAGAUGAUUUUGUCGACCCACCUGUUCUUCCCGCAUUUGGGCUAGGCCUAUGGCAUCUCUGAGUGUUCUGGGCUUGAACAUUCGAAUCCCAUCAGCAAUCUCGGGCUUGAGCCCACCAAUGAAGGCUCCAACUAGGGCCUGCUGAGGCCACCCAUGGAUUCUGUUGCCCAAUUUAUGGAACUCUCUCUGAUAAUCACGAAGUGGGCCCGUCUGACGGAUGUGGGUCAGAGCUUCAUCAAAGUCUUCAAACUCAGUCGGGCCGAACCACUCCCAACUCCUCUUCAAACCCGGUCUAGGUGAUUUCUCUUCCCUCUUCUCUGUAAUUUCGGUUUAGCCACUGCCACCAUUGAUUGGCCUCUCCUUCCAGGUGGUAGGCGGCAAGAGACACCUAGUGUUGCUCAGUGGUGCCCUGAUAGGAGUCGAAUUGGCUGACGCGACACAACAAUUCAGUCGGGUCACCCCCGGCGAAGACCGAGAACUCUAGCUUGUUGAGUUUGGAAUAUAAUGGGUUGCGGCUGUUCUCUUCGGGUUGUGGAUUUGCGUUGCAGUUUGCAGGAGGGGGGCUGGGACGAAGGGUUUGGUGGCUCUUGGAGCCUUCUCUACCAGAUGCGAUGGAGUUGGUGAGUAAGAUGGAUUCUUCAAGCGCCCGAAAUCGGUCGACCAUUUCGAUUUCCAUUCGGCUUAAAUUAUUUUGCACUUGUCUGAGGCCAGCCUCCAAAUUCCCAAUCCGUUCCUUGUUGGUCGUUAUAGUAACCUGGCUCUGAUACCAAUGUUUGGUCCCAAUCAAAACUUGAAGAAAAUAAGAAAAAGACUUUCUACUUGAGUUGACAGUGCGAGAAGCUUUGAAUUCAGCACUUGAUGAAGAAAUGUCUGCAGAUUCGAAAGUUUUUCUAAUGGGUGAAGAGGUUGGAGAAUAUCAGGGUGCAUACAAGAUUACAAAAGGCCUUUUGGAGAAGUAUGGUCCUGAGAGAGUUCUUGAUACACCAAUUACAGAGGCUGGCUUUGGUGGGAUUGGAGUUGGUGCUGCUUAUUAUGGUCUAAAGCCUGUAGUAGAGUUUAUGACAUUUAACUUCUCCAUGCAGUGUUAUGCAGCAUGGUACGGUUCAUGUCCUGGUUUAAAGGUGCUUGCUCCAUAUUCAUCAGAAGAUGCAAGGGGUCUGCUAAAAGCUGCUAUUAGGGACCCUGAUCCUGUUGUCUUCCUUGAAAAUGAGCUGCUAUAUGGUGAAUCUUUUCCGGUAUCGGCUGAAGCACUUGAUUCCAGUUUCUGCCUUCCGAUAGGCAAAGCAAAGGUAGAACAAGAAGGAAAAGAUGUAACUAUUACCGCAUUCUCAAAGAUGGUCACCCAUGCUCUCAAGGCUGCUGAUAUACUUUCAAAGGAAGGAAUCGGUGCUGAGAUUAUAAAUUUGCGGUCAAUUUGUCCCCUCGAUAGAGAUACAAUAAAUGCUUCCAUAAGGAAAACAAACAGACUGGUAACUGUUGAAGAAGGUUUUCCUCAACAUGGUGUUGGUGCUGAAAUUUGUGCAUCCGUUCUUGAGGAGAGCUUUGAGUAUCUUGAUGCACCCAUAGAGAGAAUUGCAGGGGCUGAUGUUCCCAUGCCUUAUGCUGCAAAUAUUGAGAGAACGGCAGUCCCUCAGGUCAAUGUUUCUGUUUAACCUUGAUUUUUAUUUGAUUGUAUUUGUCAGUUGAGAGUUGAUUUUCUUUUAGAAGAGAAAAAAUAUAAUUUAGACACACAUACACAUAUAUAGAUAGAACCAAAAGGGCAGAACCCAAAUACAACAGAUUUACAUAUAGUCAAGUAUCUAUAAGUCUCCUGGAUCCUCUGCCAUACACAGCAGUAGCCUCUUAAAAACAAAAGUUUUUGACCAUAGGGUGACAAAGUAGUUGCAUCCAAACCCAAUUAGAGAUUGUCAUUGUCUUCUCAACU